UUGUCUAAAACUUUGUUGGGUGUAAAUGUGAUCCUAAUUAUGCGCGCGGGUGUUUUGUUUUAUAAAAACUGCGCAUUAAGUUGCUAUAUCGUGUUUACUAGGACGUCAUUAGGACUCGGUCGGCGGAAAGCGGAGUUUUACACAGUUAGGGAAACAGGUGGGGUUUUUCCAUUCAGCAAUGGCUCCCCCUGGUGUCGAAACGCAGCCAUGACAGCGUGAUAAUGAUUGCGACAGCAUGGCCACCACUACAGAUGGCUGCAUUCAAUUCACGCGUCACGCAGGCGACGUCCUGCUCAACUUCAACCGCCUCCGCAGCAGGAACCUCCUGACGGAUGUCACGGUGCAGGUGGACGGUCAGAUCUUUCAUACUCAUAAAGCCAUCCUGGUAGCCUGCAGCGGCUUCUUCUAUUCUGUGUUCAUGAAACCCGAGAACGCCUGCCUCAGCGCCAUCAGCCUGGACCCCAAAGUAGAUCCUAAGGGUUUCUCCCUCCUGUUGGACUUCAUGUACACGUCUAUCCUGAACCUCAACGACACGGUGGCCUUGACCACCCUGAACACAGCCAUCUACCUCCAGAUGGAGCACGUUGCUGACACCUGCCACAGGUUCAUCAAGUCCAGGCAUCAGGUUCUUAAUAUGCAGAUGGAAGAGGUGCAGAAUAACCUGUCCGCUCUGACUGAGGAGAUCUCCGUGAAGAAGCCUCUGGAGGAAAAGGAGGCAGACUUAAGAAACAACCUCUUACUGACCAUGUCCUCUCAGGACUGUGGGGGCUACAUCCCCAACGUCUUCAGGGGGAUCAAAGCCACCGGUUCCUACCGCGUGUACGGUGAUCGGCAGGUCCCCGCAGCGGUACAAGAGAGUUCUAACAAGAUCCUACGACGGCAGGAAGCCGACAUGGCCUCGGCGCAGCCGUUCUCCCUCAGCCGAAACCUUCAGUAUCCCGUGUCUCCCAUGGAGGACCACGGCACUCAACACCCGCAGACCGGCUGUCUGAGGCUCACUCCCAGCUACAGCAAAGGGGUCAUCUGCAGCCCGCAGAGCCCCCUUAGAUCCGACUGCCAGCCCAACUCGCCCACCGAGUCCAGCAGCAGCAUCAACGCCAGGAUGAGCCUGAAACAGGCCUGCAGCUCCCCCAGAGACGCCAGGGCCUGCAACUGGAAGAAGUACAAGCUUAUAGCUCUGAACAAAACCCCUGAUGAGAGCGGGAAGGAGGCGGCGUCCCCCUCCCCGAGCCCCUCCAGGGGCGAAGCAGCCGGCGGAAACGACGAGCUUCGGCCGGGGGAAGGAGCCGGCGGUCACAGAGAGGAAACGGCGCUGCCUCAGAGCGAACUCAGCUGCAGCAGCAGCAGAUUCUCAAGCUGCAGCAGCCCUCAGGGAACGGAGACCAGCCACCUCUCUCCGGCCUCAUACAGCAGCGACGAGGCCAAAAAAAUGUGCUCCGACUUCUCCCCGUCCAGCUGUGAUAAUAGUUUCUUCUGCAACGGCUGUGACUCCAAAUUCUCAGAGGAAGACUCACUGAAGGACCACAUGGGUCAGGCCCACAGCGACAAGCCAUACAAGUGCGACUGCUGCCAGGCCGCCUUCCGCUACAAAGGCAACCUGGCCAGCCACAAGACCGUCCACACGGGUGCAAAGCCGUACCACUGCAACAUCUGCGGGGCUCAGUUCAACAGACCGGCCAACCUCAAGACCCACACAAGGAUUCACUCCGGAGAGAAGCCAUACAAGUGUGAGACGUGCGGCUCUAGAUUUGUGCAGGUCGCCCACCUCCGUGCUCACGUCCUGAUCCACACCGGAGAGAAACCAUACCCCUGCGAGAUCUGUGGAACGCACUUCCGCCACCUUCAGACGCUCAAGAGUCACAUGAGGAUCCAUACUGGAGAGAAGCCCUAUCAUUGUGAAAAAUGUGACCUCCACUUCAGACACAAGAGUCAGCUCCGGCUUCACCUCCGACAGAAACACGGCGCCGUCACGAACACCAAGGCUCAGUACCGGCGGGCGGGCGGCAACAUGGCGGCAGGCCUGGUCAGCUCCUCCUGAGUCUGACGCGUAGAUCUAAUCUCCGCCUUCUUUAGUCGGAGCUUAUAAGCGAUGACUGUCGACUCCCGGCUGCUCAGAGACUCUGUGCUUUGAUCUUUUGAAUGUACGUCUUGAAUGUGAAUCUGAGCGGGUUUUUCUCUCCGCCGCGCCGCGCAGAUACCUUCCACAGAACGCCAGCCCUCUCCAUGCAGAGAAUCACUGUUACGCUCCGGUUCCAGGCUAGCUCUGACCUCGCCCUGUAAUCCCUCUCAUCCAUUCAUCAGGCCCAUUAUUUUGUGCUUUUUUCAUAAAGCUGUUCAUGUAAAUAAGAAGAUAUCUUUAUAUUUUCAGAUAAUUGCUGGUUGAGUGCGACGUUAUGAACCUUUGGUACUCAUGGAGCAGCUCGGCUCCGCCUCCUUUUGCUGUGUCAUAGUUUGCGGUACAUGCUGUAAUAAUUACAGUCAUAGUUGUUGUUUUUUAACUUGCUACUUUUUGUACAUAUUUAGUUUUUUUUGUCCACUAAAUUUUUGGAGCUUGGUAUCUUGCACA
Messenger RNA from Cyprinodon tularosa, 2566 nucleotides. RefSeq names its product B-cell lymphoma 6 protein homolog. The transcript is spliced from 9 exons. Gene Ontology annotation, molecular function: protein binding. Gene Ontology annotation, biological process: negative regulation of transcription by RNA polymerase II; regulation of immune system process; regulation of cytokine production. NCBI's taxonomy places the organism in Eukaryota, Metazoa, Chordata, Actinopteri, Cyprinodontiformes, Cyprinodontidae. The record is from RefSeq and is a predicted model, not a curated record. The coding region runs from base 236 to 2038 and encodes 600 amino acids.